Molecule: messenger RNA, 309 nt
Organism: Rangifer tarandus platyrhynchus (Svalbard reindeer)
Lineage: Eukaryota; Metazoa; Chordata; Mammalia; Artiodactyla; Cervidae
Source: the annotation of a GenBank genome assembly
AUGAGAGAGCAUAAGCCGUCCAGCAAGUCCGUAGAGAGUGCUGGCAACAGCAUGACGACAGCAGGGGAGCCAAAUCCAAAUCCGGAGCAAGCACGUGUUACAAAGGAAACAGUCACCCUUUCCCUGAUGGAGGAGGUCCAGGGCCAGCAGCCCGCCACCUGGCAGCUGGCUCCACCCCCAGAGCUCUUCACUGCACUACACAUCCCUGCCGGGCACUCUGUCCGCCAGAUUAAAAUCCUAGGAGUUCUCGUUUUCUUUAGUCCUUACCACAGUCCCAUGAGGAUGUACUGUGCAUAUGUCCUAUUUUAA